GGAUUUCAUGCAACCUGCAUAAUGUUGGAUCAAGAGGAACAAUGAAUAACUUUAUAAAAACAUAGUAUUUGACAUUUUUUCAAGAUGAAUCCACAGAAAGGCCCGGGCCAGGGAGCUGAUGCAAAGGCCCGGGCCUCGAAAGCCAAAGUCAUAACAUUCUACAAAAACGACAAUAACUUCAGCGGGUUACGGCUGGCAGUGACGAAGCGGCGUUACCCCAGCUUUGACGCUCUCCUGCAGGAGUUGACAUCGAAGGUGUCUUUACCGUUUGCCGCGAGGAACGUCUUCACCCCCGGCGGAGUCCACGAUGUCACGGACAUCACAGACCUGGAGGAUGGGCGCUCCUAUGUCGUCUCGGACAAGAAGAAGAAGAAGCCUUUGAACAUUGACAAGGUGCAGAAGCCACGGGUUUGGAGGAACACAAAACAACUCAGCAAACAUGAUUCCAAGCUGGCAGCGGCGGCUGCUGCACUGCCAUUGAACUAUCAGAAUGGUUUCGCAAAGACCAACGGAUGGUCAUCGGUGUCGCCCCCUCAGAUGAAUGGCUCUCCAAAUGGAGCAGCUGGAGGAGAUACCCUUGGAAGCAUUCAACAUAGGGUACCUAAUACACCAAAAAAGAUCAUCGUAAUGAUGAAUGGAGACCCCCAGACCAAGCAUAUGAUGCUCCUCAACAGACGUACUGCGCAGAGUUUUGAGGACGUUCUUGCAGACAUCAGUGAAACGUUCAAAGUACCGAUCAAGAGGCUUUGUACAGCUGAUGGCAAAAAGGUGAGUUCAGAUAUACUGUAACGUUAACCCUUUGACGUCCGAGUUCUGUCAUUCCCAUAGACAUUGUGGAGGGUUCACGUUUUUCCAGUGUGCUAUGGGUUGUUUUUUGAUUUUCUGAAGGAAUACUGCAGCUGAGCCGUAACAGUCACCUUCAUGUUAAAAGCCAAAGGCUACAUGCACAUGCAAACACUGGCCCCAAAUCAUAU
Lytechinus pictus (painted urchin) is the source of this 974-nucleotide messenger RNA. RefSeq names its product oxygen-regulated protein 1-like. The coding region runs from base 85 to 789 and encodes 234 amino acids. Gene Ontology annotation, biological process: intracellular signal transduction. Lineage: Eukaryota; Metazoa; Echinodermata; Echinoidea; Temnopleuroida; Toxopneustidae. The transcript is spliced from 2 exons. The record is from RefSeq and is a predicted model, not a curated record.